Molecule: messenger RNA, 1950 nt
Organism: Cannabis sativa
Lineage: Eukaryota; Viridiplantae; Streptophyta; Magnoliopsida; Rosales; Cannabaceae
Product: FBD-associated F-box protein At3g52670
Exons: 3
Coding region: 267-1691 (474 amino acids)
Molecular function (GO): protein binding
Source: RefSeq, a predicted model, not a curated record
AUUCAAAACGGCAACCACCCACACCACCUUAAUGCCCAUAACUUAAAAUCUCAACCAUCACCAUUCACCACUAACCCCAAAUCUUCUUACGAGUAAAUAACCUGAGAGUUACAGUAAAAACCUAGCACCUGCUUACGAGGAGAAACUAAAGGAAAUGAAUUCUUCUUCUUCUUCUCUGCUCUGAUUCUCAAUCUCUCAUCAUAAUCGUUUCUCUCCAAAGAAAACCAACAAUACAAUCCUCAAUCAAUCCACAGUUUUCAACUCACAUGGCUGAAAAUGGCAACAGUCUUCUUCCGGCGGAGAAGAAGAGACUGAAAAUGACAUCAUCAUCAUCACCAUCUGCUGAGGACAGAAUUUCUAAACUACCUGAUGCUCUCAUUCUACACAUACUCUCGUUUCUUCCCACUGUGGAUAUUGUUUCCACAAGCCUUCUUUCAAAUCGUUGGAAACUCAUGUGGUAUUUAGUCCCCAACCUCUCUUUCUCCAUUACUCCUUCUGAGUAUAAAACUUCAGUGGACAAGGUAAAGUUGUGCAAUUUUAUUGGCUGUUUCUUGGAACACCGUAAGAAAGCUAUGUUUUAUAUCAGGGAAUCUGUCGUAACUAGUUUUAACAUUAAGAUUACUAGCUAUGAUUCAACCAUGGACCACCGCCUAGAUAAAUGGUUAGCUUUUGCAGCUGAGAAGAAAGUUAAGGAAGUAAAUCUUUGGUUGGGAAUAGAGAGCUCUUAUUCCUUACCUAUACCACUAGUCAACGCAACAUAUUUGACUGUUUUGGAGUUGAAGUCAGUUAGGUUGGAUUGUCGUUACUCUUUUAGCUUUCCCUCAUUAAAAUCAUUAUCAUUGACUAAUUCUGUGUUUAAAGAUAAAUAUGUGCUAGAACAGCUCUUGUUGGGUUCCCCUUCUCUUGAAAAAUUGUGCAUAAAUGAUUGUGGUUUUUACGGCCAUUCUCGUCCGUAUGUGGUGCGUAGUUCAACCCUGAAGUUCUUGGUGAUUAAGUUCUAUCGGACUUACUCGGGGGUAAUGCAAAUUGAAGCCAUAAACCUUGAGUCAUUGGAACUACAUGGUGUUUCCUUUGACAAAUUAGAUUUCUCUGUAUGCAAGGCAAUUACAAAUCUCUCAUUUACUUGUGUUUGGAAUAUGAAUGAGUCUUCUUCCUUAGAAAAUCUCAUUCCAAACCUUCCUCUCCUUGAGAAUUUGACUUUGGGAAACAUGAGAGGGGGAAAUUUGAAGGACAUUAAAAUCUUGAGUCAGAACAUGAAAAGUUUCAAUGUGAAUAAUCGUUAUGAUGGCGAAAUGACUGUUGUUAUUGAAUGGGCUCCAAAGUUGGCGUCAUUUAGUUAUACAGGUAAUAUCAACUUUUGUAUAACAAUGGAGUCAUCCAAUUUUUUGAAUGGAACAUUCGAAAUUCUUAAGAUUGAGAACAACUUUGAGGAUGAUUGGUUUAUCAGCAUGAUAGAGUUUCUUUUGAAUCUCAAUUGUUCCUGGAAUAUGGUAACACUACAUGUUGACAAAGCUGAGCCUCUCAUCGGUCUAAUAAACUUGAAGAUCAUAUCUCCUCUUCCUUUGGUUAAUUGGGAGCAUCUUAGAGUUCUUACUAAAUGCAAAUUAGAGAAAGAAUCAGAAUUAAGAGAUGCUUUGCGGUGGAUUUUUCCUUCUUUGAAGACAAUAUCUAUAGCGAAAAGGACUUCUUAAACAAUGAUUAUUGGGGGUAGGGAAUCUGGAUGCCUCUAUUCUAUGGCUGCUUAGAUUACUGUACUUAUUUCUUUUAUGCAUUUUAUUUUAUCUGAACAUGGAUCUCUCAUCAUGCCUAAAAACUUCAGAUGGAUAUUUCGUUCCUUCACUGCGUAGGUUGAAGCUUUUCAAAUCUCAUGGUUUUGACAACUUGAGACAUACAUUGUUUUGGAUUUCCCAUUCUAUCUAUUAUUAAUAUUUACUUUUUGUGCUUUUGCAA